CCCGCCCGCUAGGGGGCGUCUCCUCUCGAUAGGGCGAGUGAGGGGCGGGGGUUAGAGAGUUGAACGUUUGACAGAAAGCUGAAUAUGGACUCCAUAUUUCAUGAGAAACAAGAGGGCUCCCUCUGUGCCCAGCACUGCCUCAACAACCUUCUGCAGGGCGAGUAUUUCACUCCUGUGGACCUGUCCUCUAUCGCUCAUCAGCUUGAUGAAGAGGAGAGGAUGAGGAUGGCAGAGGGGGGAAUGGCUAGUGAGGAGUACAGGACCUUUUUACAGCAACCCUCUGGGAACAUGGAUGAUAGUGGGUUCUUUUCAAUACAAGUAAUUAGCAAUGCUCUUCGAGUCUGGGGCUUGGAGCUACUCCUCUUUAAUAGUCGAGAGUACCAGAGCCUAAUGAUAAACCCAGUAAAUGAGAAAGCCUUCAUUUGCAAUUAUAAGGAGCACUGGUUUACUAUACGCAAACUUGGACAACAGUGGUUUAACCUGAAUUCACUGUUGACAGGACCAGAGUUGAUAUCAGACACAUAUUUAGCACUUUUCCUUGCACAGCUACAACAAGAAGGGUAUUCCAUAUUUGUGAUCCGAGGGAAUCUCCCUGAGUGUGAGGCAGAGCAGAUUCUUGGGAUCAUGAGGGUCCAUCAGCAGCAGCGGCCAAGGCUCAUCGGAGAGGAGGAAGCGCAGACGAGUGCGGGAAGGUCGGCUGCUCUGAGCCAGACAGAGGUGGUUUUUGGUGUUGAGGAUGAGUCUGUGGGUGAAGAUGAAGAACUGAAGAGAGCUCUGGCGCUCAGUAGACAGGACAUGGAUGUGGAAGAUGAAGAUGCUGAUCUACGCAGAGCCAUACAGCUCAGCAUGCAAGGAGCAGUGAUGAGCAACAGGAUGUCAGACAGUGAAGGGGAGGGUGUAAAAUCUGGAGGGCAGGCAGCAGAGAGCACUACAGGAGAACAAAAAGAAGGCCAAAACGAGACGCUUACAGCCGAAGAGCUGAGGAAGAGGAGACGAGCCUACUUCGAUCGGCAGCAACAAGCUCAGCCAAGCAUUCCUCAACAAGCAGACAAACAUUCAGCGGCUGAUCCAGGAUCAGUAAACACUGGCUCUGAGGAGGACCAACAACAAGCUCCCAUCCAAUAAAGUGGUGAAAGUUUUGUCCGUGUUGUUUACCUGCAGCCUGGAUUCAACUCCCCUCUCAGGGGUGGCUUUGCUCCUUCUUCUAACCUUUUGCAAAUGCAAACAUAAGGGCAGUCAGAAGGCUGACACGUGGUUACUCCCCCGCCCCCUUCCCGCCUCGUUAGUCACUGACUGAGGAAGAGAAGAACGACAAAGAAAAGGCAGCACUUUCUCAUCUGAAUCUUUUAGAAAGCACGGCCACUGGACCGGAGAAGACUCACGAUGCAGUUUAAUCCAAGUUUGCAAUUUGCCUUUUUACCAUGGCGCCUUCUAUUUCUAUCGUACACAGUUUUAUAUCCUGGUUUUGUGUUUCUUUUCUUAAACACAUGGAAGUUAUGUCCUUACUUGCUGAGAGGUAAAACGAAAAGGCGUUCAACAGAAGCAAUAUGAGACCAACGUUUAGAUUAAAGCUUUACGGAAAACAACAAAGCCUCCUGAUUUUGUAGCGGUUUUUCGUGCAACACACAAGUAAUUAAAACACAGUUUCAGUCAGUCAUUUUGUUUUAUUGCACAAUAGUUCUUUUGUCCUGUCAGAAACGCUAAAACAAACAGGUUAUGUAUUCCUGACACCAUCUGUCUUUUUCCUUCUGGUGAUGUUGAACGUUUGAAGAGAGCAGUAUAUUUUUGAUGUUAUCAGAUUGUUAUUUUCUUAAAUGUCUCUUGUUAAAGCGCCCGUUUUAUUUUUCUCCUGGGAGCAACGAUGUCACCGGCAGACUGACCCCUUUUGUCUUUUUCCAGCACAGCGGGAUCAUUUACUGUUAGAAAUGUCUGACGUGUCCGGUUUUAUAACAUCCGUGUUAAUUAUUUCUCAAGUAUUGCUAGAAUUUGUUUUGAACUAUUUAGUGAUGGUAAGAAAAUACAUUAAAUCAAACAUGCUGCCUAUCAACACUCAGAAAUAGCUUAUCCCUUUACUCGUGCAUGUCGCAGCCCCCAAAGCACUCGUUAAAUUGCACUGAUUGGAGUCUUCGGUGACGUGGGUCUACAUUAAUGUUGUCGUGGCUGAAAGACUGAUCCAUUGAGAAUUUUCAGAAAUCAUCCAGAAAAUCCAAAGAGGAAUUUCAAAAAUGCUGUUUUAUUGCUGAAAGCAAUAGCCUGAGUCAGAUGUUUGUGUCGAAUGGUUCGUAUUACAUAUUUUCUGGAACGUGUGGGAUUUAUCUAAAAGCCUAAAAAAAAAUGAAAGGAUGAUCGGAUGUUUUCAUUGUUGUCUUGGAUUGGCUGUAUGGUUUAUUCUUUUUUAAAUGCACACGUGUGAGAGGAUGAAUUGUUACAUGUUGGCUUUUUCUGGUCCCUUUAUUAUUUUCAACCACUUAAGUACUGUUUGUUUUCAUGUUUGCACAAUUGAUUAUUUCAUUUAAUGUACUGUUUAGUGUUGCAGGAUUAAAGUGAUAUUAACUUGUG
Nothobranchius furzeri (turquoise killifish) is the source of this 2559-nucleotide messenger RNA. It is a transcript of the gene atxn3, whose product is annotated as ataxin 3. Gene Ontology annotation, molecular function: cysteine-type deubiquitinase activity. Lineage: Eukaryota; Metazoa; Chordata; Actinopteri; Cyprinodontiformes; Nothobranchiidae. The record is from RefSeq and is a predicted model, not a curated record. Gene Ontology annotation, cellular component: nucleus. Gene Ontology annotation, biological process: protein deubiquitination.